AUGGCAGCAGAUGUGCAAGCAAAGUUGACCUACCUCCAAUGGCAGCCCAGCUAUGCUCAUAUUCGCCCCUAUCGAAUCGGUCAAUUCGUCACUCGACGGCGGCGGCAAAAGGAACGUGAUAAAACGACUAACUUAGUCUUCCACGAGGCAGAUCACGCCGAAACCAUAAGAGACAUUCGGGGAUUGGCGCAAGAUUCAUUUCAUCUUGACAUCAAUGGUUUUGUCUAUCUACAAUGCCCCCCACCGGCUCUGACGAAGCCUUGGGAUUAUUCGGAUUCCCUCAAAGUUCGAAGUCUUUUUCUGCCCGAAUGCGAGGCCAUUCUAAAAAGGGAGGUUCAGGGAGCUGAUGAGGUGAUGAUUUUCGAUUGGAAAAUCAGAAAGAAGAAAAGCGCGAAGGAGCGACGGACGAGGAACCCUAAUUUGCAGAGUUUCGCCAAGCAGGUUCAUAUCGACACGCUUCUUACGCGGGACAAGAUUGGAACCCCGAUGAUGGAACGGAUCCGAAAUCAUCUUCCUGAAGAAUCACACCAUCUUCUUGCUGGACGGGUUCGAUUGAUCAACCUGUGGCGACCAAUCAGUGGACCGAUCCACGACCACCCGCUUGCUGUGUGUGAUGGGCGUACCCUAGAUCCAUCGAAGGUAAUUGAAACGGAUAUGAUACUGGGAAAUUACAAUGGCACUCUGCUCUAUCCACAGUAUGAUCCAAGUGGAUCCUCUCAAUGGUAUUUUAUGAGUGGACAGGAUGUCGAGGAUGUGCUGCUUUUCAAGGGGUUUGACUCUAACGAGAAUAGCGUGAAGUAUGCCCCUCAUACAUCAUUUGUUCCCGGAAAUGCCCCAGAGACAUCGUGUCCUAGGGUCAGCGUCGAGGUGAGAGCAUUGGUCUUUUCGCACCCGGAGCAAUAA
This is a messenger RNA of Aspergillus homomorphus CBS 101889, 903 nucleotides long. RefSeq lists its product as uncharacterized. The record is from RefSeq and is a predicted model, not a curated record. Bases 1 to 903 code for a protein of 300 amino acids. NCBI's taxonomy places the organism in Eukaryota, Fungi, Ascomycota, Eurotiomycetes, Eurotiales, Aspergillaceae. Gene Ontology annotation, molecular function: oxidoreductase activity. The transcript is spliced from 5 exons.